UCCAUUAUUUUUAAAAUAUUGCUCAUAUAUUGUUUGUUGUUUACUCUCACUGCCAAGCUUCAAACUUUUCCUGUUUCUCUCUCAACCAUUAUAUGCCCACUCUAUCUUCUCAUUAGUUCUUUUUAUUUUCAUCUUCUCCCAUUGGUGGAGCUGACUCCAAGAAUAUAUUGGUAAGGUAGUUUUAAUCAAUUUGCAAAAAUGGAGAUAACCAAUGUUAUGGAAUAUGAGGAAAUUGCAAGGCAGAAGUUGCCUAAGAUGGUAUUCGACUACUAUGCAUCUGGAGCAGAGGACCAGUCGACUCUUAAGGAAAACCGCAAUGCUUUCUCAAGAAUUCUGUUUCGCCCUCGCAUUCUUAUUGAUGUGAGCAGGAUCGACAUGACCACAUCUGUUUUAGGAUUCAAGAUUUCAAUGCCUAUCAUGCUUGCUCCAACCGCCAUGCAGAAGAUGGCCCACCCUGAAGGGGAGUAUGCAACAGCAAGGGCAGCUUCAGCAGCUAAUACAAUUAUGACACUGUCCUCAUGGGCCACUUCCAGUGUUGAGGAGGUUGCUUCGACUGGACCUGGCAUUCGCUUUUUCCAGCUCUAUGUGUACAGGAACAGGAAUGUGGUUGCUCAGCUUGUGAGAAGAGCUGAGAGAGCUGGUUUCAAGGCUAUUGCUCUUACUGUGGACACUCCAAGACUUGGACGAAGAGAAGCUGAUAUCAAGAACAGAUUUGUUCUGCCGCCACAUUUGUCUUUGAAGAACUUCGAGGGAUUGGAUCUUGGAAAAAUGGACAAGAGUGAUGACUCUGGACUAGCUUCAUAUGUUGCUGGCCAAAUUGACCGAACACUCAGCUGGAAGGAUGUGAAGUGGCUUCAGACAAUCACAUCUCUGCCAAUCCUGGUGAAGGGUGUGCUGACUGCUGAGGAUGCUAGGCUAUCCGUCCAGAACGGCGCUGCUGGAAUCAUCGUCUCCAAUCAUGGAGCUCGCCAGCUCGAUUAUGUUCCUGCAACCAUUGCGGCUUUGGAAGAGGUCGUUAAAGCUGCACAAGGCCGAAUUCCAGUUUUUCUUGAUGGUGGAGUUCGUCGUGGAACAGAUGUUUUUAAGGCAUUGGCUCUAGGAGCAUCUGGAGUAUUUGUUGGAAGGCCAGUUCUCUACUCAUUGGCUGCUGAAGGCGAAGCUGGUGUUCGGAAAAUGCUUGGAAUGCUUCGCGAAGAGUUUGAGCUAACAAUGGCAUUAAGCGGCUGUCGCUCUCUCAAAGAGAUCACCCGUGACCACGUUGUGGCUGACUGGGAUCAUCCUCGCCCUGUUGCCUCUGCCAGAUUAUAAGGCGGUGAUCAAAAUGGAGAAAGUAAAAGUUAUAAGUGAAUCUGUGAUCAGAAUCACGAACAUUGCGGUAAAAGGGCUGAUCAAUAUUUGAAAGAAAUGUAAACUUAUGUAGAAACAUUCGAUAGUAUUUCUAUGAAUGGACACUGCUUUCGUUGUAUAUUCUUUGCCGAACUUAGGCAUGAUUACCAUACUGUUUGUGCACAA
This is a messenger RNA of Mercurialis annua (annual mercury), 1512 nucleotides long. Its product is annotated as glycolate oxidase. Gene Ontology annotation, cellular component: peroxisome. Gene Ontology annotation, molecular function: oxidoreductase activity; FMN binding. The record is from RefSeq and is a predicted model, not a curated record. NCBI's taxonomy places the organism in Eukaryota, Viridiplantae, Streptophyta, Magnoliopsida, Malpighiales, Euphorbiaceae. The transcript has 12 exons. Bases 199 to 1308 code for a protein of 369 amino acids.